GUUAUUUACAAAUAUAUGAUGAUUUGUUAUCCUGUAAUAAUAUCGAACCAUCAUCCUUAUAUUCAGGAAAAAAGUUUGCUACUUGGGAAUUGUGUGAAUCUUUCCUCAAUGAAUGGGUGAAGUUUCAAGGCUUUCGUAUAAUUAAAGAUCAUGUUCAGCGUGAUAAUGGAAAAUAUCCUACACAACUGAUUUAUUCGAAAGAUUUAUAUGCAGCUAUACAAAAAUUUAGACCUAAUAGUAAAACGUUAUCCAAUGAUGCUGCAAAGAAUGCUUUUGAACAAUACUUUAAUAAGCUCAUACAAGAUUUUCCUAACGCUAAAAGUUACUUGGAAUUCUUUUACAAAUUAAAAGAUCAUUGA
Messenger RNA from Scutellospora calospora, 359 nucleotides. NCBI's taxonomy places the organism in Eukaryota, Fungi, Glomeromycota, Glomeromycetes, Diversisporales, Gigasporaceae. The record is from the annotation of a GenBank genome assembly.